This is a messenger RNA of Penicillium soppii, 1299 nucleotides long. RefSeq names its product histidinol dehydrogenase family protein. Gene Ontology annotation, biological process: L-histidine biosynthetic process. The record is from RefSeq and is a predicted model, not a curated record. NCBI's taxonomy places the organism in Eukaryota, Fungi, Ascomycota, Eurotiomycetes, Eurotiales, Aspergillaceae. Gene Ontology annotation, cellular component: cytoplasm. Gene Ontology annotation, molecular function: NAD binding; metal ion binding; histidinol dehydrogenase activity. The transcript is spliced from 2 exons. The coding region runs from base 1 to 1299 and encodes 432 amino acids.
AUGGUUCUACGACUGAAAGAACAAAACCACUCAAGCGCCAGCUCUGCUCCGGUCAUUGACACCCCGAGUAUCGUGCGCUGUGUCAUCGAUGAUAUUCGCGCGAAUGGCGAUGCUGCUGUGCGAGCCUACUCUGAGAAAUUCGACAAAUGGAGUCCUGCCAGCUUCAAGCUCUCCCAGAAGCAGAUCGACGAUAUCAUUUCCACUGUUCCACAGCAGGUGCUUGACGACAUCAAGCAAGUUCAAGAGAAUGUGCGAACCUUUGCACUCGCGCAAAAAGCUUCAAUCAAGGAAUUCGAGAUGGAGAUCCGCCCCGGCGUGUACCUGGGACAAAAGAAUAUCCCGAUCAACUCGGUUGGCGCAUAUAUCCCUGGUGGUCGAUACCCGCUUCUUGCAUCUAGCCAUAUGACGAUCCUGACUGCUAAGUGUGCCGGCGUUCCCCAUGUCACAGCCUGCACCCCUCCGAUCGCCGGGAAGAUUCCCGCCAACACGGUCGCCGCGAUGCAUUACGCCGGCGCCGACGACAUCUACAUCUUGGGUGGUGUGCAGGCUGUCGCGGCGAUGGCGAUCGGCACAGAAACAAUGAAGAAAGUGAAUUUUAUUGCCGGACCGGGGAACUCAUUCGUUGCUGAAGCAAAGCGUCAGCUUUUCGGAGAAGAAAUUGGUAUCGACCUGCCUGCCGGGCCCACCGAGGUUCUGAUCGUCGCCGACCAACACGCUGAUCCCUUUACUGUCGCGACCGAUCUCUUGUCGCAGGCCGAACAUGGAUACGAUACGCCCGCUGUUCUGAUUACCACUUGCAAAACCCAAGGAGAGAAGACACUCGCUGAGGUCAAGCGAUUGUUAGAAAUCUUGCCUACCGCUGAUGUGGCUGGGGUUUCCUGGGAAAAGCUUGGAGAGGUCAUUGUGGUGGAGAACUUGGACGAGGCCUACAGGCUGGCCGAUGAGUAUGCGUCAGAGCAUGUGCAGAUCUUGACGCAGGAGCCCCGCGAAGCGCUGGCGAAAAUGUCAAAUUACGGUGCAUUGUUCUUAGGCGAGAAGACAUGUGUCUCAUAUGGCGAUAAGUGCAUUGGAACCAAUCAUGUUCUCCCCACCCGUGGUGCUGCACGUUAUACAGGGGGUCUAUGGGUUGGCAAGUUCCUCAAGACCGUGACUUAUCAAGAAGUGACUUCGUCGCAAGAAAGUGGAGAACUCGGUCGGCUCUGCGGGAGAGCAGCGCGCGCCGAAAACUUCGAAGGGCAUGCUCGUUCAGGCGAUGUUCGAGCUCAUCAGUAUUUAAGCGAUAAAUUCGAGUGGAUGUAG